Messenger RNA from Lathyrus oleraceus (garden pea), 5816 nucleotides. RefSeq names its product putative pentatricopeptide repeat-containing protein At1g19290. The record is from RefSeq and is a predicted model, not a curated record. Gene Ontology annotation, cellular component: mitochondrion. The transcript has 4 exons. Gene Ontology annotation, biological process: RNA processing; mitochondrion organization. Gene Ontology annotation, molecular function: mRNA binding; protein binding. Lineage: Eukaryota; Viridiplantae; Streptophyta; Magnoliopsida; Fabales; Fabaceae. The coding region runs from base 224 to 2800 and encodes 858 amino acids.
UGUCACUUUAAAUAGGGUACAACUAAAGAAAAUCUCAAAAAUAGAUUACGGUGUGAAAGUCUCCGUUUUAGAAUACGGGACAAGAUCCUUGAUCAAACUCAAUCUUGAGUAGCGAAAAUGUUUAGCCAACAAAAAACGGCGCCAUUUUUGCUUUAAAUUGUUUAUAGCACUCUUCUCAUGCGCCACUAUUAACCAUUUAAACAACACAAGUAAUGCUUUUCAAAUGUUUCGUUCUUCCCUCCUCAAACCCAUUUUCCUCUCACUCUCACCAAGAACCUUUCACUCAUCUCUUCCACUUCAAUGGAAGCUUCGAGAAGAAACAACCAAUCUCCCCCAGCCCCAACUCAUCGACCGAAUCUCCCGCCUCUUAAUUCUCAAUCGUCCCCACUCCCUCCAAAAUCUCACCUUCAAAUUCACCGACAACCUCACCGACUCCCUCCUCCGCCAUCUCCGUCUCAACCCCUCCGCAUGUCUCUCUUUCUUCAACCUCGCCACACACCACUCCCAUUACCGUCCUCAUUCCCUCUCGUACUCCAUCCUCCUCCACAUCCUCGCCCGCGCUCGCAUGUUCCCCGAAACCGCAUCCCUUCUCCGCCAGCUCCUCGACCUUCAUUGUACUAACAACUACCGCGCAUAUGCGGUCUGUAAUCAUGUAUUUGCCGCUUAUAAAGAGUUUGGGUUUUCACCUGCAGUUUUUGAUAUGUUGCUUAAGGCAUUUGUGGAGAAAGGAUUGACGAAACAUGCACUCUAUGUGUUCGAUGAAAUGGGAAGGCUUGGCAGAGUGCCUGGUUUAAGGUCUUGCAGUUUCUUGUUGGCUAAGUUAGUUAAUAAGGGAGAAGGGAGUGCUGCGGUUAUGGUUUUUGAUCAGAUUGUGAGGAUUGGGAUUGUGCCUGAUGUUUAUAUGUGUAGUAUUGUUGUGAACGCGCAUUGUCAGGUUGGGAGAGUAGAUGUUGCAGUGGGAUUUUUGGAGAAGAUGGUGAAAGAGGGAUUGGAGGUUAAUGUUGUUGCUUAUAAUGGUUUGAUUAAUGGGUAUGUUAGUCAAGGGGAUUUUGAAGGAGUUGAGAGGGUGUUGAGAUUGAUGUCUGAAAGAGGGGUUUCACGGAAUGUGGCUACUUGUACUAUGUUGAUGAGGGGUUACUGCAAGAAGGGGAAGAUGGAUGAGGCGGAGAAGUUGCUUCGGGAAGUGGAGGAGGAUGAGUUGUUGGUUGUUGAUGAGCGUGUUUAUGGUGUGCUGGUGGAUGGUUAUUGUCAAAUGGGGAGAAUGGAGGAUGCUGUUAGGAUUCAAGAUGAGAUGUUGAGGGUUGGAUUGAAGAUGAAUAGGGUUAUAUGUAACACGUUGGUUAAAGGAUAUUGCAAGCGUGGUCAGGUUUGUGAAGCCGAGCGAGUGUUUAUGGGGAUGGUAGAUUGGAAUUUAAGCCCGGAUUGUUAUAGCUAUAAUACACUGUUGGAUGGAUACUGCAGAGAAGGGAAAAUGAACAAGGCUUUUAUGCUUUGUGAGGAGAUGUUAAGGGAAGGGAUUACUCCAUCGGUUGUGACAUAUAAUACUGUUCUUAAGGGAUUGGCUCAUGUGGGUUCCUAUGAUGAUGCUUUGCACCUUUGGCAUUUGAUGGUAGACAGAGGUGUGGCUCCGAAUGAGGUCAGCUGUUGUACCAUGCUUGACUGCCUUUUCAAGAUGGGAGAUUCUAACAGGGCUCUGAUGCUUUGGAAAGAAAUUUUAGGCAGGGGCUUUACCAAGAGCGCAGUUCCAUUCAAUAUAAUGAUUAGUGGAUUGUGUAAGAUGGGGAAAUUGAUUGAAGCAGAGGCUGUUUUUGAUAGGAUGAAGGAACUUGGGUUGUCUCCAGAUGAAAUAACAUAUAGGACUCUGAGCGAUGCAUAUUGUAAAAAUGGAAAUGUUCAGGAAGCUUUAAGAACUAAAGGUGUGAUGGAAAGACAGGCGAUGCUGCCUUCCAUUGAAAUGUACAAUUCCCUUAUUAAUGGACUUUUUAAGGUUAGGAAGUCAAAUGAUGUUACAGAUCUACUUGUUGAGAUGCAAACAAGAGGAUUAUCACCAAAUGUUGUUACCUAUGGAACCCUUAUUUCUGGUUGGUGCAAUGAACAGAAAUUGGACAAAGCUUUUCAUUUAUAUUUUGAGAUGAUAGAAAGAGGGUUCACUCCCAACUUGGUGGUCUGUAGCAAAGUUGUUAGCAGCCUUUAUCGGGAUGCUAGAAUCAAUGAAGCUACUGUGAUCCUAGACAAGAUGGUGGAUUUCGAUCUUCUUACGGUUCAUAAUAAAUGUACUGAUAAUUCGGUCAAAAACAAUACAACUUUAGUAGCUCAGAAAAUUGUUGAUUCGCUUGAUAAAAGUGCUAUAUGUAAUUCUCUUCCAAAUAAUAUUGUGUACAACAUAGCUAUAGAUGGACUUUGCAAGUCAGGAAAAAUUGAUGAAGCAAGAAGUGUUCUGUCAGUUUUGAUAUCUAGAGGUUUUCUUCCAGAUAAUUUCACAUAUUGUGCAUUAAUUCAUGCCUGUUCAGCUUCUGGCAAUGUGGACGAAGCUUUCAAGUUAAGGGAUGAGAUGCUGGAGAGAGGUGUUAUUCCAAAUAUUACUACGUAUAAUGCAUUAAUAAAUGGCUUGUGCAAAGUAGGAAAUAUUGAUCGAGCACAGAGACUUUUCCAUAAACUUCAUCAAAAGGGGCUGGUUCCUAAUGCUGUCACCUAUAAUAUAUUAAUCAGUUGUUACUGUAGAAUUGGUGAUCUUGAUAAAGCCUCUAAAUUGAGAAAGAAGAUGGCAGAUGAAGGAAUUUCUACUAGCACUCUGCCUUGAUCAAUAUGGUUGUUUGGAAGGACAGAGGACUAGAAAUUUUUGGAUCAAUUUAUUGAAGCAGGGUUUAAUCAGAUUCUUGCCUGAUACCCAUAAACUUUGCUAUAUGCAAAUUUGAACAGGUGCCUAAACACUUAGUUACAGCACACCUGCAGCACAAAUUUUGCUAUAUGCAACAAUUUUGUACCAAAUCCACCGUAGAAAAAGUAAUUUCUUCGUAUGAAUUUAUAGAUCGGAAAUGGUCAAAUCCUCCUGUAUAUUCAGCCAUAAGCACCGAUACACCAUACUUGAAAAUUUUAGACUUUCAUUCGUUGUUAAUGAAAUUAGGUGUGCUUCAUAAACCUUUACACUUUUGAUAACUGGUAAGCAAAACAUGUUAGAAGUUACUCAUAUUUCAUGCUCAUCAUAUAUAGCCAAAUGAGAUGCUUUCUUCAAGGUUGAUGUUGUCUAUCUUGUGGCCUUCUCAGGAUAUUGACUCAGAUGAUUUGCUGUAUAUGUUCCCAACAUAGGAAAGAUAUCGAAGAAGCUAGAUGGUAUUGAUCAAGCUGUGGCUUGCGUUAUAGUUGGAGGCAGAGUAUUUUGGAAGACAUUGUAUCGAUUAAAAAGGGAAAAGGACCUCAUUUCUAGAGAAAGCAUUGUAUUUUGGAAGACAAAAGCGUUAGGUCAAUGACCCUUCAGGCCUUUGCAAUAUCUUGAAGGCAUAAAGCAUAUGUGUUUUAGAUUCUUUCUUAAAUGAAGUCAUACAGAAGUGCUACAGAUUCAGGAAACAAACAGGUUCUUAAUAUUGUAAUAAUUGUGUGCUGUGGCAAAUCAUGCUGUUAUUAUUUUGAAGGCCUGGUAAUAAAAGGGAGCAUUUGUCUUGACAAAAGCAAGGGCUGCGAGUUGUCUUCUGCCUUUUACUCAAGUUAAUUUCAUUAUGAUUUUCCUUGCUGUGUUAUUUAGAAUUUCAAAUGAUUUCUGAUAGAUGUUGUUUAUGGUUUGUAUGUUGAUGAGGUUUAUUCUGAUUAUGACAAUCCAAUUCAUUGUCUUCUUUUUCAGUUCCAAUCUUAUGAAGAUACUAAUUGUAAGUAUUUGUUGUGUGCUUUCACUUCAUGUUUGUGACCAUUAGUUUUCUUACAUAAACCUUUAACUCUGUCAUUUUAGCAGUUAAAAUCGGAGUAUGAUAAAGUGGCCUCUUCUAUGUAAACAUAUAAUGGACGCUGUUCAGAACAAGCUUUGCAUACUUUAUUAAUUUCCGAACUUUGUAUAUGUUGUAUGUUCAAAGUUUUGACCUUUCACUGGCCAAACUCAACAAAUCUAAUUUAAUAUGUAUGAAUUUUAGAAUUUCAGUAAAUGUCCAUGUCUUGAACUGUUACAUGACAGGUUUUAAAGUCUUCCGAUUUGCUGUAAAAAUGAAUGCAAGUGCUGAACCAAAACAGAAACCUUUCAGCAUAUAUCCCUCACUUGUAGCCAGUCAUGGACUGGACCAAAAGAUUGCACCAAAUUCUGAUUCUCAAUUCUAUUUAGACCGGUAACACCUGAAAGGGGAAAAACAUAGAACUGGAAGAGAACCCGAGGGGCUAAAGGAUUAUGUAUGAGCAGGAAAACGGUUAUCUCACCUGGAGUUUAGAGCACCUCCUUUCAGUUAUUAGAAUACUCCUCAAUUUAGGAGACACCUCACCUUUCCGUUAGUCUUUGUUUUCUAUCCUGCUAGCUUUGUAUUUGGAUUUCUGCCAGAUUGAGAGAUCCUAGCAGUAGCAAGGGAAUAAGACACCACAAGUUCCACUAACUGCAUAUGGCUUACUUCACAAGCUCUCAAACUUAAGCUGAUUUUGACUCAUCUCUUGUAUAAUUGGAAGUCUCUUGUCAUAUUUCAUUCUGCUUGAAAGUAGAAAUAAAAUAUUAAGGGGUUGAUUAAGGCUUGAGUUACAUAGCAGGUAUCUUCGUUUUGAUUAUACAUUAUAGUUUUUCACUCAACUCCAUCUGAUGAAUUUCAUUAAGUAAUAUUUAAUUUUUUAAUGAUGGAAGAAUUUGUUGGGCUGCGCUUGGUGUUAUUGAAGUAUUUAAUGAUGACACAUGUUAAAGAACUAAAUAUAGAAAUACUGUCUUAGAUGUCGUGUAUUCAAUUCCCUUAAGGUUGAAAUAUUGUUCUUUUCAGUAAAUAAAACUUUUAUUGUAUCAUUCCUUAACAUGUACCUUUAGGACUCUUUUUUUAAUGGCAAACUUUUAGUAGUUAAUUGUUAGUAUUAUAUUUACCCCCUUUGCCAGGACUUGAACCUGAAUCUUCAACUCGUUUAGGACUCUUGUUAGGAGGACCCUUUAAUGACUGAGUAAAUAUUUUUAAGUGAGUAAAAAUAACAAAUUUUAUGGAUGAAUAUGAUCAAUUGAUAAUUACUGGGUAUUCUGAGUUAGUAGCUUUUGAAGGAAAAAAAUCCUACUUGUUUAGAUAUAGAUAGAUCACUAAUUGUAUUUGCAGGACUGAAUAACCCGUGAGCAACAUUCUUAUGUGGAUGUAGAACAUGGAUAAUGGAUGACAUCAAAUCCAAAAAUGGAAAAAUCUCAUGUUGGUGUAUUCUCUUUCAGAAUUGAUAUGAGGUGAUGGAAAUGGGACCUGAAGCUAACUUUUGGAGAUAGGCUGGCACAAAAGCUCAUGUAGUAAUUGGUGGGGAUAGUCUUAAAGAGAAUCUCUAUUUUGAGCCUCCCAGCUGGUUUGUGUUAGUCACUCACUCUGGCUUAUCCUCUGCUUACAUGUAACAGGGUGGAAAACAUGACUUGAUGAUAGCUGGAUAUGAAUGGCAUGAAGUUGAAGCAAGAUUGAGAAAAUCAUUCGAUAAGGGAACAUGAAUAUCUAACUAACGGGCCAGUAAUUGUAUUGAUUAGAUCAGUUUUUAAUUGGAAUAUGUUCCCUACUUCACUUUUCCUACCACACCAAGUAGUUGAUGUCUCAAUUGUGUUUUUGGACCACACCAUAUGCAAAAACCAUGUUUUGUGGUCCUAAGUAUUGCAUAAUCCUUUUCAUGUUAUGAAAUAAUUCUAUAAU